AUGGCAUCCGAAGACAUAUCUCACCUUCACAAUCUUUCGCUCUCUGUAAAGCGGCCCAAAGGAAUUCUCAAGAACUCACAUCGCCGUCCCUCUCAGGCUCAGACAAAUGUGAAGAUAGUCUCGCCUAUAGUCCCAGCCUCUACUCCAAGGAAAAAUUAUGAUUUAAAAUCUUCAUCUGAAAAAGAUGUAACUCUCCAGAAUACCCUGAAGAAUGCAGGUCUCCGCCGGUCUAUCUCUACUACUCGCCUAUCUCAAUCACGACGUUCAUCCGGUAACUCUACGACAGCUCCAAAUGGCGAGGAUAUGAGCAUGCGCCUCAAAUGGGAUGAAGUCAAUCUCUACUUGACUGAACAAGAGCGAAGCUCGACUAUGAAAAUUGACGAACCCAAAACGCCAUUUGCGAGACAUUAUGAUCCUGCUGAGGACGAAGAAGAGAUAAGAAACCUUGAUGCUGUUGACUUAUUCGAAGAGGAGUUUGAGAAUUCUCGCACUAUCACAAGUCCUAGUUGGGAAUCGCACACUAAGGAGGAAGAGAUUCCAGGCCUGAGUCUAGGGGAGCCCGAGGAGGCUGUUCCAGAGCAGGAAGCCGCUUCUCGCCCGUCAAAGAAGGAGAAGACUGUUUACGUGGCGGGAGAGGAUCAUGUGGGAUUUAGUCAGGAGGAGCAGGAGAAGCAUCGAAAAUUUGAAGAGAUGCGCAAGAAGCACUACGAAAUGAAGAAUGUGGCAUCUCUACUCAGCAGCCCUGCCGAAGAUGACACACUAGACGAGGAGGAGGACAUGGACACUGCCUAA
Blumeria graminis f. sp. triticale is the source of this 792-nucleotide messenger RNA. Lineage: Eukaryota; Fungi; Ascomycota; Leotiomycetes; Helotiales; Erysiphaceae. The record is from the annotation of a GenBank genome assembly.